UAUAUCCCUAUUACGUAAAAUAUAAUUUUUUCAGCAGGGAUUUUGAGUUCUCUUGAAAGAAAAAUUACUUUUUAAAAUAAUAUUAAUUUCGUUGAUAAAGGCUUGCACAAUGAAAUCUAAAUAAGUUUUAGAAAUACCCCCAAUAUUGGUUGAAGGAUUUUAUUAUACAAUCUGGUAGCCCAAACAGCUGAUUAUAACUUCAUAUUGUUUAUUUCCAAUUGUGAAAUUAACGGGACUACGAUUGUUACUUUUUAAAAAAUGUUAGAGGCGCGAUUAAGUAAAACCUUGCUGCUUAAGAAGAUCAUUGAGGCCCUGAAGGAGAUAAUCGACCAAGGAACGCUGGACUGCAGCGAUUCAGGCUUGCAGCUCCAAUCGAUGGACAAUUCGCAUGUCUCACUAGUGGCGCUAAGUCUUCAAUCUGAUUGCUUUGAGAAAUUCCGAUGUGACCGCAAUGUCUCCCUGGGAUUGGAUCUGAAGUCCCUGGCCAAGGUGCUAAAAUGCGCCAACAGUGACGAUAUGGUCACAAUAAAGGCCAUUGACAAGCCGGACAAGAUUCAACUGAGCUUCGAAUCUGAUGGAAAUGAAAGAACAGCAGACUACGAACUCAAGCUGCUGAAUCUAGACCAGGAUCACUUAGGGAUUCCAGAAACAGACUAUGCCUGCGUCAUACAGUUGCCUUCGAUGGAAUUUGCCCGUAUAUGUCGGGACAUGAGUAUGUUUAGUGAAGCUCUGACAAUCGCUUGUUCCAAACAGGGAAUCAAGUUUUCCGCCAAUGGAGAUUUGGGUUCCGCCAAUAUUCAAUUGACUGAGGGCAGCAAAAUGGACGUUAAUAUUGAGGUGAAAGAACCCUUAACCCAGACCUUCGCCGGUCGUUACCUGAACACCUUUACCAAAGCCACUCCACUGACGGAUCGUGUAAAGAUUUGCUUGGCCCCCGAGGUUCCGCUCCUUGUGGAAUACCCCAUAGAAGACUUCGGAUAUAUUAGAUACUAUCUCGCACCCAGGGUUGAUGAUCCCGACUCGUAACAAAUUUACAUAUAUAUUAAAUGUUGUCACCUAUUUUUAAUCGAUUUUUUAUAAAUAACAAAAGAAAAAUGGAUAUUCGUAUGGAAUUAACCUUAUUAAAGAUCUCCCCAUAUGUACAUGAAACUUAA
Molecule: messenger RNA, 1154 nt
Organism: Drosophila eugracilis
Lineage: Eukaryota; Metazoa; Arthropoda; Insecta; Diptera; Drosophilidae
Gene: PCNA2
Product: proliferating cell nuclear antigen 2
Exons: 2
Coding region: 259-1026 (255 amino acids)
Biological process (GO): mismatch repair; regulation of DNA replication; translesion synthesis
Cellular component (GO): PCNA complex
Molecular function (GO): DNA polymerase processivity factor activity; DNA binding
Source: RefSeq, a predicted model, not a curated record